CCUCUCUCUCCCACCUCCCGUCGUUCGUUACCUUCUCCACUGCCACCGCCAGCCAUGGGUGCCAAUCUCUCGAAGGCUCUCGGCAAGAUUUUCGGAAACAAGGAGAUGAGGCUGUUGAUGCUGGGUCUGGACGCGGCUGGAAAGACCACUAUUCUGUACAAGCUGAAGCUGAACCAGUCAGUUACCACCAUCCCAACAGUGGGCUUUAACGUGGAGACCGUGACGUACAAGAAUGUCAAGUUCAACGUGUGGGACGUCGGAGGGCAGGAUAAGAUCCGGCCACUGUGGAGGCACUACUACACCGGCACCCAGGGUCUCGUGUUCGUCGUCGACAGUCAGGACCGCGAACGUAUAGACGAGGCGAAGCAGGAGCUCCACCGUAUACUGAGCGAUCGGGAGAUGAAGGAGUGUCUUUUGCUUGUCUUUGCCAACAAGCAGGAUUUACCUGGGGCUAUGUCACCAGCAGAAGUUACCGAGAAGUUGGGCCUCCACCGGAUGCGCGACAGGUCAUGGUACGUCCACCCAAGUUGCGCGACGACCGGUGAGGGUCUCUUCGAGGGCCUUCAAUGGCUCUCGCAGAACGUGAAGAAGCGCCAGCAGUGAGUACGCUGCGGGUAUCUCGUUUCAGUCCGGGAAUCGGCUGUGUUCUCUCUCAUCUUCUGCUCUAUACCCUCACAUCCCUCUGGUGAUCUUGACUAUGUAACGGCCCGCAUGACGCACGCACGCUCGCACGACGGACACUGGUCCACACGCUUUUACAACCACUGCCUCCCUUACCUAUCCCAAUUUCCGUCUCGCGUUUAGCCACCAUUACUUACGUAGUUUUUUGUCCGCUUCACUUCGUGUUCAUGCGUGGUUACCCCUUUUGCCUCCAAGAUACACCAUCUGUAUUCGCGCUUUUAAUGGAUAAGCUGCUGCUCGCUUCGCUUUGCGGUUUCCGUGCACAUCGUCUCGUCUUGCUCAGGCUUCCUUCCAUGCGGUCCCGACCGACCUAUUACCGACUGUGCUCUAUCACCAUCCUGUCCUUUCUGCAAUACAACAACGGAUCUC
Molecule: messenger RNA, 1050 nt
Organism: Dichomitus squalens LYAD-421 SS1
Lineage: Eukaryota; Fungi; Basidiomycota; Agaricomycetes; Polyporales; Polyporaceae
Product: CPS1 protein
Exons: 6
Coding region: 55-603 (182 amino acids)
Biological process (GO): vesicle-mediated transport; intracellular protein transport
Cellular component (GO): cytoplasm
Molecular function (GO): GTPase activity; GTP binding
Source: RefSeq, a predicted model, not a curated record